Molecule: messenger RNA, 3975 nt
Organism: Rhinopithecus roxellana (golden snub-nosed monkey)
Lineage: Eukaryota; Metazoa; Chordata; Mammalia; Primates; Cercopithecidae
Gene: SEMA6C
Product: semaphorin 6C
Exons: 20
Coding region: 317-3202 (961 amino acids)
Biological process (GO): neural crest cell migration; negative chemotaxis; semaphorin-plexin signaling pathway
Molecular function (GO): chemorepellent activity; semaphorin receptor binding
Source: RefSeq, a predicted model, not a curated record
CCCGGGCGGUCGCAUUGUUUUCCUCCGCGGAUCCGCGGCUGGACUCGGACCCAGGGCUCUCCCCACAGCUCCCUGGACCCCAAAUUCUAACACCAUCCAAUUCGGACGCUCAUCGCAUCUCGCCUGAGUACAACCACGGAUUGCGAACUCAGCGCAGCGCGUGGCCGCUGACCGUCCGCGGCGAUCUCCAUCACGCUGACCCGAAUCCUGGAGUCAGAGGUUUCCUAUCCCACUCAAGCCCCCAAAGGAGUCACCACCCCAGGGCCGGCAUAUGGGUGAGGGGGCACCCCCUGGGGCCUGAGCUGCCCCGCACAGGAUGCCCCGUGCCCCCCACUUCAUGCCCUUGCUGCUGCUGCUGCUGCUCUCACUUCCCCAUACUCAGGCUGCCUUUCCCCAGGACCCCCUCCCUCUGUUGAUCUCUGACCUUCAAGGUUCUUCCCCAUUAUCCUGGUUUCGGGGCCUGGAGGAUGAUGCUGUGGCUGCAGAACUUGGGCUGGACUUUCAGAGAUUCCUGACCUUGAACCGGACCUUGCUAGUGGCUGCCCGGGAUCACGUUUUCUCCUUCGAUCUUCAAGCCCAAGAAGAAGGGGAAGGGCUGGUGCCCAAUAAGUAUCUAACAUGGAGAAGCCAAGAUGUGGAGAACUGUGCUGUACGGGGAAAGCUGACGGACGAGUGCUACAACUAUAUUCGUGUUCUUGUUCCCUGGGACUCCCAGACGCUCCUUGCCUGUGGAACGAACUCAUUCAGUCCUGUGUGCCGCAGCUAUGGGAUAACUUCGCUGCAGCAGGAGGGUGAGGAACUGAGUGGGCAGGCUCGAUGCCCCUUUGAUGCCACCCAGUCCAACGUGGCCGUCUUUGCAGAGGGCAGCCUAUACUCAGCCACAGCUGCGGAUUUCCAGGCCAGUGAUGCUGUAGUUUACAGAAGCCUUGGGCCCCAGCCCCCACUCCGCUCCGCCAAGUACGACUCCAAGUGGCUCCGAGAGCCACACUUUGUCCAUGCCUUGGAGCAUGGAGACCAUGUCUACUUCUUCUUCCGCGAGGUCUCUGUGGAGGAUGCUCGGCUGGGGAGGGUGCAGUUCUCCCGCGUAGCCCGAGUAUGUAAACGUGACAUGGGCGGCUCGCCUCGGGCCUUGGACCGCCACUGGACAUCCUUCCUGAAGCUGCGGCUCAACUGCUCUGUCCCUGGGGACUCUACUUUCUAUUUUGACGUUUUACAGGCCUUGACUGGGCCUGUGAACCUGCAUGGCCGCUCUGCUCUCUUUGGGGUCUUCACCACCCAGACCAAUAGCAUCCCUGGCUCUGCCGUCUGCGCCUUCUACCUGGAUGAGAUUGAGCGUGGAUUUGAGGGCAAAUUCAAGGAGCAGAGGAGUCUGGAUGGGGCCUGGACUCCUGUGUCUGAGGACAGGGUCCCCUCACCCAGGCCAGGAUCCUGUGCAGGAGUAGGGGGAGCUGCCUUGUUCUCUUCUUCUCGAGACCUCCCUGAUGAUGUCCUGACCUUCAUCAAGGCUCACCCGCUGCUGGACCCCGCUGUACCACCUGCCACUCAUCAGCCUCUACUCACUCUCACUAGCAGGGCCCUACUGACCCAAGUAGCUGUGGAUGGCAUGGCUGGUCCUCACAGUAACAUCACAGUCAUGUUCCUUGGCUCCAACGAUGGGACAGUGCUGAAGGUGCUGCCCCCAGGUGGGCGAUCCGGGGGACCUGAGCCCAUCCUCCUGGAAGAGAUUGAUGCCUACAGCCCUGCUCGGUGCAGUGGGAAGCGGGCAGCCCAAACAGCACGACGGAUCAUAGGGCUGGAGCUGGACACUGAGGGUCACAGGCUCUUUGUGGCUUUUUCUGGCUGUAUUGUCUACCUCCCUCUCAGCCGGUGUGCCCGGCAUGGGGCCUGUCAGAGGACCUGUUUGGCUUCUCAGGACCCAUACUGUGGAUGGCAUAGCUCCAGGGGCUGUGUGGAUAUCAGGGGACCUGGUGGGACUGAUGUGGAUCAGGCUGGCAACCAGGAAUCCAUGGAGCAUGGUGACUGCCAAGACGGAGCUACUGGAAGUCAGUCUGGCCCUGGGGAUUCUGCUUAUGUGCUUCCGGGUCCUGGCCCUUCCCCUGGGACCCCCAGUCCCCCCAGUGAUGCCCACCCCCGGCCCCAGUCUUCCACUCUUGGAGCUCGCACUCGGGGCGUGCGCCGGGACCUGCCCCCAGCCUCGGCCUCCCGCUCCGUCCCCAUCCCACUCCUCCUGGCCAGUGUGGCUGCAGCUUUUGCCCUGGGCGCCUCAGUCUCUGGCCUCCUGGUCUCCUGUGCUUGUCGCCGCGCCCACCGACGUCGGGGCAAAGACAUCGAGACUCCGGGGCUCCCGCGCCCUCUCUCCCUCCGCAGUUUGGCCCGGCUCCACGGUGGGGGCCCAGAGCCCCCGCCGCCGUCCAAGGACGGGGACGCGGUGCAGACGCCGCAGCUCUACACCACCUUCCUGCCGCCUCCGGAGGGCGUGCCCCCGCCGGAGCUGGCCUGCCUGCCCACCCCCGAGUCCACGCCGGAGCUGCCGGUCAAGCACCUCCGCGCCGCCGGGGACCCCUGGGAGUGGAACCAGAACAGGAACAACGCCAAGGAGGGCCCGGGCCGCUCACGGGGCGGGCACGCGGCGGGCGGGCCUGCUCCCCGCGUGCUGGUGAGGCCGCCGCCGCCCGGCUGUCCCGGGCAGGCCGUGGAAGUCACCACUCUGGAGGAACUGCUGCGCUACCUGCACGGCCCGCAGCCUCCCAGAAAGGGGGCCGAGCCCCCCGCCCCUUUAACCUCGCGGAUGCUUCCGCCGGAGCCCGCCCCCUCCCUCUUGGGCUGCCCCAGCCCCAGGUCCCACGAGUGCGCCCCGCCACUGAGGCUGGACGUGCCCCCCGAGGGCAGGUGCGCCUCUGCCCCCGCCCGGCCCGCGCUCUCCGCCCCCGCUCCCCGGCUGGGCGUCGGCGGAGGCCGGAGGUUACCUUUCUCCGGCCACCGGGCCCCCCCUGCCCUGCUCACUCGAGUCCCCUCGGGAGGUCCCUCCAGGUACUCCGGGGGUCCCGGGAGGCACCUCUUGUACCCGGGCCGGCCGGAGGGCUACCGGGGCCGCGCCCUGAAGAGGGUGGACAUCGAGAAGCCCCAGUUGUCCCCGAAGCCUCCCUUCGUCGGGCCCUCCUCCCGCCAGGCCGUCCCGAACGGCGGCCGUUUCAACUUUUAAAGGGAGCAGCCCACAGCCUCCAGCGUGGGGGGCGCCCGAGUCCUUUCGGCCGCGAGCUGGACGCUCUUCAGGACGUCUCACCGCCCCCUCGCCCCGCACCUCCAGCCUUCCCGACUCGAAGUCUCCCGAGGCCCCUUUUCGCCUCGGGUUUAUUUAUUGACUGUCUUUCCCCCUGUCCUCGAGAGAGGAGUGGGAGGUGAGAAGCCCGUCCCCUCAGUGAGCCAGCAUUUCGCGGGGAGCUGGCGGACUCCCACUCCCCGCUCCCUUCCAGCCAAGCUGCCUUAACUCGCCCCUCGGGGCUCCCGCAGAGACUGGGCCCCGGCGGGCCGCGCGCGCUGUGUCCAGAGUCCUCGGGCCUCCCGGGUCUGGGACGUGCCUCUCCUACUGUGUAGGAGCCUCCGCUUCCCAAUACAGCCGUGUCCGCAGCCGCUGCCUGACUUUACUCGGGCAGGGGAGGGCGGCAGUCGGUCGGCUCGCUCUGGGCGCCCUCGCCCUCUGCCUUUAUCUGGGCCCCGGGCUCUCCCGGGUAAGGGGAUGGCUGCGGUCUCGCCGCGGGGGCAGUCUGGAAAGGUUUCCUAAAGGAGACGAGCGAACUAAUGGUGUCGAGGUGAGCCAGGGCCCAGGAGACCCCGUAAAGUUUAGUUGGGGCUGGGGAACGCCCUCGGAGCUCGUUUCCCGAUUGAGGUAAGAGGGACUUUCUUAAAGGCCUAGUCUAUGGGAUGGGGAGGCGGAGGGAAUUUUUUGAGAAAUAAAAUGAAGCUACAGCGUACGUU